AUGGUUCUUUUCCGCGUCCACGACCCUGAUAGCAUCAUGACAUUCCCGCUAUUGAGCACGGCCUUAUGGUCACUAUUAUUGGCGUUCACUGGCCUCAUUUCUAGAUUGAUCUAUAGGCUUUAUUUUCAUCCUUUGGCUACUAUUCCCGGUCCAAAACUCGCAGCAUGUACCUCCCUAUGGCUUGCCUAUCAUACCUAUGUCGGCGACGAGUGUACGGUCGUCUUUAGUCUUCAUCGCCAAUAUGGCCCGGUGUUGCGCGUCGGUCCCAAUGAUGUCGACAUUUCCAAUGCAGAUGCCAUCGAGCCAAUGUACAUCGCUCGGGGCGGAUUUCCAAAGUCUUCGGCGUACUCCAAAUUCGAUAUUGACGGUCACAAUACAAUCUUCUCCACGCUAACACUUUCUGAAAGAGCGACAAGAGCCAAGGCUGUCGCGUCGCUAUUUUCCACCGCUUCGCUCCGACAAGCCGAGCCACUCUUGGCCCCGGUCUUCGAUGAUCUCAUCGCCAGACUUCGACUCGAAGCGAAAAAGGGAGAGCCAGUCAACGUGCUUAAUAUCUGUCGAUGUAUGGCCAUUGACGCUAUUAGUGUGUAUCUUUUCCAACAUCGCUAUGGGGCCCUGAACGAGGGCUCCAAGGUCAUGUCUGCGUCCCCCUUUGUUGACGCAUUUGUUGGCAUCGGUGCAUUCUUCAAUCUCACACCCGGAAAAAUAGGAGACCUUAUCAUGGCAACCUCAGAAUGGAUGAUUUCUACUGACGCCACGAGGAGAGCAUUCGAUCUUAUAGACCGCUUCACGGGGCAACUUGUGGCUGUCGCAACACCCAAAAGUGGGAGUUAUCAAAGCCGUCUUCUGGAGAAGCAGACAUCCAUCCAGUCUCAAAUCGAAGUGAAAGACCUUUGCUUUGCUGGCACCGACUCAACUAGUAUGAACACGGCAACAAUAAUGUGGUAUCUUUCCAAGUAUCCACAAAUAUACUGCCGACUCCGUGAAGAGAUACAAAGCACUGUUGCUAAAGGGGAAGACCCAACAGCCUGUGGCUAUCUUCGUGGAACGAUUAAAGAGGGACUUCGAUUAUCAUGGACCAACCCUAUCCGACUUCCUCGAGCCGUACCCCCUGGUGGUUGGACCUAUCACGAUUAUCACUUCCCCGCAGGGACAAGUGUCGGUGUUGCCUCUUUCCAACUGCACCAGAAUGAGCAGGUUUUCCCAAGUCCACUACGCUUUAUGCCUGAACGGUGGCUAGAUCCCACUCAGGAUAUGCUCGACCAUUUCUUUGCAUUCGGCAAGGGGUCUCGGGCAUGCAUCGCACAGAACCUAGGCACCCUGGAGGUCACAAUGGCAAUAUUCAGCAUAGUCAAAGCAGAUCUGCUUUGCAACGCAAGGACUGUCGACAAAGAAAUCCAGAUAAAACAGUGGUUUAAUUCCCGGGUCAAGGGCGAAGAAGUUUUAAUCCAAUUCAGCCCUGGGCUAGCUGAUAAUUAA
Penicillium longicatenatum is the source of this 1479-nucleotide messenger RNA. RefSeq names its product cytochrome P450. Lineage: Eukaryota; Fungi; Ascomycota; Eurotiomycetes; Eurotiales; Aspergillaceae. Bases 1 to 1479 code for a protein of 492 amino acids. The record is from RefSeq and is a predicted model, not a curated record. The transcript is spliced from 2 exons. Gene Ontology annotation, molecular function: oxidoreductase activity, acting on paired donors, with incorporation or reduction of molecular oxygen; heme binding; iron ion binding.